Molecule: messenger RNA, 1440 nt
Organism: Rotaria sp. Silwood2
Lineage: Eukaryota; Metazoa; Rotifera; Eurotatoria; Philodinida; Philodinidae
Source: the annotation of a GenBank genome assembly
AUGACAGAUGAUAUAAUAUUUAAUCAUGAAACGGAACAAAAUCGUCGUAUUAGUGUUGAAUUUGUAGAAGAUGAUGAUGAAGAUCAUUCAAUAUCAUUAACAUCUAAAUGUUCAAUUGAUGAUCAACCGAUGGAUAAAGUUGGAGGGUUGGAUGAUAAAAAACUUAAUUCAUUAUAUGAUAAUUGGUUAGAACUUGAUGCAGAAUUACGUACCUUUGAAUUAAAACAUAAAGAAUAUGUUAGAAAAUUAGAUGAAGUAGAAUUACUUAAAACAAAAUAUAAAAAUGAAUUUGAUAAAUACAAAAAAAGAAUUUUUACAUUACAAAAAGAUGUUGCUCAAUUACAAAAAUCAUAUGCGAAAAAAGACUCAGAAACAAAGAAAACCACAUUAAAUUCAAAUCUGAAAAAUUCUCAAUUUACCGCGAAUCUCUUAAAGAAUAGACAUAACUUAUGUGCAGUUAGAUCAUUAUCUCAUCAACAUGAAUUACCAUCUGUUAAUUCAUCCCCAGCAUUAGAUAAAUUAGCUGAUACAUUAUCAUAUGUUGAACGUUUGAAUCUCAUAUCUGAUCGAUUAAAUACCAACUCAUUAUAUCUAUCAAGAAUCUCGAAUACAUUACCAAGUAAAGAUUCAUAUUUAAAAGUAAUUCUUGGUGGUGUUGAUGUAUCAAUAUUAAAUAAAGCUGAAAAAUGGAUAUACAAAGAAGAAUAUGAAAAAUUUAAAUUUAUUGUUACUUGUAUUUCAUUAGUGUCUUCACUUGUUAUUUGGUCAUUAACAUCACGUUAUCGUGCAUUUGAUGCAUUAUUUCAUUUUUUACUUGUUUGGUAUUAUUGUACAUUGACAAUACGUGAAUCUAUUUUAAUUGUCAAUGGAUCAAAUAUUAAUCCUUGGUGGAGAGCUCAUCAUUUUAUAACAACAGUAGCUACAGCUAUUUUAUUAACAUGGCCUGAAUCGGAUUCCUAUCAUACAUUUCGCACACAAUUUUUUAUCUUUUCAUUUUAUCUUAGUUUUGUUCAAGGUCUUCAAUUUUAUUAUCAACGUGGUUGUCUCUAUCGUCUUCGAGCAUUAGGUGAAACACAUGAUAUGGAUAUAACUAUUGAAGGAUUCCAUCGUUGGAUGUUUCGUGGAUUGUCAUUUUUGGUUCCAUUUCUUCUUGCUGGCUAUUUAUUUGAAUUAUAUAAUGGAUAUACAUUAUGGCAACUAGCACAUGCACCAACUACUCAUGAAUGGCAAGUAUAUGUAUUAUCAAUAAUAUUUUUUAUAUUAUUUUUGGGUAAUAUUUCAACAACAUUAAGUGUUUUACGUGAAAAAUUUCGUGAAAAAGCUCGACCAAUAUUAUUAAAACAAAAAUAUCAAAGUUUGAAAACAUUCCUAUCAACAAAUUAUUAUCGAAGAUCAAGAUCAUUUAACCAACUACGUUUUCCAAAAGGAGCAAUCCACUAA